AUACAGAAGGGGAGAAGAAAAGGGAAAAAAAGUCCUUUUUUUUUGUUGUUGUUUCCCUUUAUAACAACAAAUAAAAAGGGGAGACCCAGUCCCCCCCCCCAUAAAAAAAAGUAAAGAGGGGGGGAGACAAUAGAUAUUGUAUAGGAGUUUUUUUUUUCUUCAGGAGACAACAUACAAAAAAAACACCCCUCGGUGAAACACUGAGACAUGUAUUAAAAAAAAUAGAUUUAAGUCUGCCUAUCCUCUCAUCUCUCUCUUUUUGUUCUUACACACACACACACACACACAAUGUCCGACAUACCUUCAAGAAAGAUUGUUAUUGCCUAUGACCAAUCCAUUGUGGGUAUCAAGGUACUAGAAUGGAUCAACGAUCACCAUAUCCUGCUACCCAAUGAUGAUGUGACAGUUGUGUUGGCCAUUAAUGAGGAUUACAGCCGGAUUGAGGGUCCCGGUGGUUGGCAGGCAGUGGGUGGCUCUGGCGGUGUCAAUGCAGUCAAUUCCUAUCGGGAAGCCAUUCGUGUCUUUGAGAGAGAGGGACAAGAGCAUCUGAACGAAGCUCUCUUUGCUAUUGUACAAACAGGCGUUAAAAACGUAAAAUCAGAAAUCUUGAGAGGUCAUGCUGCAGAGGAAAUCACUAAAUACGCUCGUGCUCAACACCCUGAUAUUGUCAUUUGUGGUAACCGUGGCAAUGGUUACUUGAAGAGAAAAUUAUUGGGCUCAGUGUCAGAGUAUCUUACACAUCAUCUUGACUGCACAGUCAUGGUUGUGCGUGCCCCCAACAAAUAAUUAUUAAAAAAACCCCACCUGAUAAUAUUUACUUAUAAAAACACCUUGUGAUGAUAUUUCGUCAUAAUACAUUGUAUAUAUACAUAUAUAAAAAAAAAGGU
Molecule: messenger RNA, 887 nt
Organism: Mucor mucedo
Lineage: Eukaryota; Fungi; Mucoromycota; Mucoromycetes; Mucorales; Mucoraceae
Exons: 3
Coding region: 289-786 (165 amino acids)
Source: RefSeq, a predicted model, not a curated record